AUCUUAAGCCAGAAAAUCUUCUUUUUAGAACCAAAUCGGAAGAUUCCGAUCUUCUUAUUGCCGAUUUUGGUCUUUCUCGGAUCAUUGAUUCUGAAAAAUUCCAUGUUCUUACCACCACAUGUGGUACACCUGGUUAUAUGGCACCCGAAAUUUUCAAAAGAACUGGUCAUGGUAAGCCUGUAGAUUUAUGGGCUAUAGGAGUAAUUACAUUCUUUUUAUUAUGUGGAUAUACGCCAUUUGAUAGGGAGAGUAGCGUUGCAGAAGUGGAAGCUAUUGUUCGAGCUGAUUAUAAAUUCGAACAUCCGUACUGGGAAGGGAUCAGUGAGACUGCUAAAGAUUUUAUCAAUAAACUAUUAAAUGUUGAUCCUGAAAGUCGUCUUACUGCCCAUCAAGCUUUGUCUCAUCCAUGGCUUUCUGAACCUUUACCUAGCCCAACUGGUGGAUUUCAAAAUAGGGAUUUGUUGAAUAGUGUUCGCGAAAAUUUCAAUGCUCGUCGUACAUUCAAAAAGGCUGUUGAUGCAGUUAAAGUUAUUAAUAGCCUCAAAAGUCAUUCAAGAAGUGCUAGUCUUGCCAACUUAUUAGAAACAUCAAGAGCUGAAGCAGAUGAAGAUGUCCAACAGGUUUUGCUUGUCGAGCAAUAA
Messenger RNA from Funneliformis mosseae, 641 nucleotides. The record is from the annotation of a GenBank genome assembly. Lineage: Eukaryota; Fungi; Glomeromycota; Glomeromycetes; Glomerales; Glomeraceae.